AUGAAGUCUUGCGCAUUAUUUGUGUGUUUUACUGCAUUCUUUUUGGUAUUUGCGCGGAGUGCUCAAGCUCAACUUCCCACCUUCACUUACAAUCUCAAUACGAAACCCUUAGCAGAAAAGCAGAAUCUUUGUGAACAAAAUAAAGGCUACUGUAUCACUAACUGUGGUGGUAUUAAUCAGGCUCCUAAGAAUUUCUGUAAUGCAACAACAAUGGGUUGGGGCUGUGGCUGUCUUGAGAAAAUCCCAGACUAUCAAGCAUACGAAUGGCCGAUCAACUACCAAGAUUGUCUUGGACAUGGUGAGGCGUGCAAAACUGCUUGCCAAAGUGAUCAGGUACCAGCUGACCAAAAAGGUUCAUGUAAUACCGCCUGUGUAUCUAGCAUCUCUUCAAAAUGUGGUACAAAAGACCAACCACCAGCCUACUACAAUGUAAACGAUAUGCUCGAAACACCCACCUACGGACCAAAGACGAACAGCAAUAACAGCACCUCGAAAAAUGGAACUAGCAGUUCGAAUAAUGGCACAGGAUCAAGUAAUUCGGCUGUACCCAUAGGAAUGACAUUAUAUUCGUCUUUGGGAUCUGCUGUUUCGGCGUUUAUUGUCGUUGUUGGUGGAAUGAUGUUACUUUAA
Messenger RNA from Ambispora gerdemannii, 630 nucleotides. The record is from the annotation of a GenBank genome assembly. Lineage: Eukaryota; Fungi; Glomeromycota; Glomeromycetes; Archaeosporales; Ambisporaceae.